AUGAUUGAGCAAAGCCAAACAAAAUCAAGAAACAGCUCAAAUUCAAGAUUCAGAUGGCAAAAUAUUGAUAUUAAAAGAUCAAAAAUUACCUGUUCAACGAACUUUCUGGAUCCCAGACUGAGGCUUCUACAGAGAGAUGAUGGAAGGAAUUCGAUAAGAGAGAAAGAUCCAAGAACUGUUUUUGGGUCCAAAACCCUGAGACUUAUGUUGAUUCUUUUGUCUACAAAAUUCUGGGAUCACAAGUGGGCGGGGUCGUUGCCUCUCAAGCUGGUGUUUCCUAGGUUGUACCUCCUUAGUGCUAAUAAAGAAGCACUCAUUAGUGAGUCGGGUUUUUGGGAGAACGGGGGCUGGAAGUGGGAUCUGAGUUGGAGACGAGAGCUCUUCGAAAGGGAUAAGAGGGGAGUUCAUGACCUGUUGUCUUUCAUUUCUGGUACUAAUCUUGUUGCAGGUGUGCCUGAUGAAUGGUCCUGGUCCGCCGCUAAAGAUGGUUUAUAUUUAACUAAGUCGGCAUACGAAGCCAUCAAAGAGACAAGACAAGAAAGGCGAACAUCGGAAGCGAUCAAUGAGAUCCUCUCCAAGGUGUGGAAAAGCCCAGUCCCACUUAAAGUAAGAGUCAUGGCCUGGAGGACGCUAAGAGAUAGACUACCUACCUGCGCCAAUCUUAGAAGAAGAAACAUUGCGCUGAAUGAAGUUGAUACCGGUUGUAAUGCGUGCUUUCAUAGCGAGGAGACGAUUAACCAUCUGCUUUUUCACUGCCCAAAGACUGAAAAAGUUUGGGAUGAUAUCUUUAGAUGGCUUGGCAUCUGUUUCGUGCGACCACAAAGCGUGGUUUCACACUUCCUUCUCUUUACCAACUUUGGAAACCGGAAAGAAAGUCGGAAAUUCCUUUUGGCGCUGUGGUGUUGUGUUGCUUGGGUCGUUUGGAGAUGUAGAAAUGCGAGCAGAUUCGAAGAAAAAGGAUGGGAAAUUUCCAAAGUGGUCUCGGAGAUUAAGGUGAGAAUGUGGGGUUGGGGUAAGAUCUUCGGGUUUCUUAAUUCUGAUUUGAGCUUAGAUGCCUGGAUUGCGGGUGUUCCAACUCCAUUGACGUUGUAA
Salvia miltiorrhiza (redroot sage) is the source of this 1092-nucleotide messenger RNA. RefSeq lists its product as uncharacterized. Bases 1 to 1092 code for a protein of 363 amino acids. NCBI's taxonomy places the organism in Eukaryota, Viridiplantae, Streptophyta, Magnoliopsida, Lamiales, Lamiaceae. The record is from RefSeq and is a predicted model, not a curated record. The transcript is spliced from 2 exons.